GACGGACAGGAGAUGUUGGUUCUGGUUCUGGUUCUGGUCGUUGUGCUUCAGUUUGAAGGAACCAGAGGAGAACUUCAUCUGUAUCACAGAGAAGGAGAAAAUGUUGUUCUACCUUGUAACAGUCGUUCAUCAUAUUAUUCAUGCUCCAUUAUUAACUGGCUUUCCGACAGAGAGAGAAGCUCAGCUCACACAGUGGUUAAAAAUGGUAAAGUUGAUCAGAGUUCACCUCGAGCUUCCAGGUUAAAUUUGGACAAUAGUUGCUCUCUGAUCAUCAACAACAUCACUGCUGAUGAUGCUGGACUCUACAUCUGUAUACCUGAUUCAGAUGACACCUUUGAUGGUUUUGUCUAUCUGAAUGUUUUAACCAUUUCAGAUGCUGAUCCAACAAAUGAAGAUUUCACAUUACAAUGUUCUCUGUGGAGAGACGAAGGAUUGACUUCUUGUCCAGAGAAAAGUUUCCGCUGGUUUGAUGAGACAGGAAGUGAACUGACCAGUAAAAAUGAUGAUCGCAGCUCAACACAAAGAUGUUUUUCUUCUCUAACUGUGAAGCAUCAGAGCGACACCAACAGAAGAUUCACCUGCCAGUUUGUUGAAGGAAAUGAAGUGAAGGUUGAAGUUCAAUACACACAUCUGAUCAGACAAGUCCAUCUCUACCACAGAGCAGGAGAUGAAGCUGUUCUGCCCUGUAACAGACCUUCAUCAUCCGACUCAUGCUCCUCUGUUGACUGGAUUUAUCAGAGAAAUAAAAACAUGAACAGGAAACAGGAAGUUCAUAGAGGAAUGGUUCAGAGUUCACCUCGUUCUGCCAGGAUGAGUUUGGACAGAAAAUGUUCUCUGAUCAUCAACAACAUCACAGCUGAAGAUGUUGGACGUUACAGCUGUGGAUAUAAUACAGAUGUGUAUCUAAACAUGAUGAUCAUCUCUUCAUCUCUUCCAGCUGUUGAUCCAACAAAGAAUGAAGAGAUCACAUUACUCUGUUCUCUGAUGAGACUCGGUUCUUGUCCAGAUAAAAGUCUCCUCUGGUUGAACGAGACAGGAAGUGAACUGACUGGUGAAGGUGAUGAAUAUAAAUCUGGAGGACAGUUUGGUUGUGUUUCUAGUCUGACUGUGAAUCUUCAGAGCAGCAGAAGAUUCACCUGCCAGUUUGUUGAAGGAAACAAAGUGAAGAUAGAAGCUCACUAUGGAUCUGAAGGAACCAGAGGAGGAAAACUUCAUCUGUAUCACAGAGGAGGAGAAAAUGUUGUUCUACCUUGUAACAGUCCUGAAUCGUUUGAUUCAUGCUCCAUUAUUAACUGGCUUUACAACAGAGAUAGAAGCAAAACUCACUCAGUGUUUAUAAAUGGAAAAGUUGAUCAGGGUUCACCUCGAGCUUCCAGGUUAAAUUUGGACAAUAGUUGCUCUCUGAUCAUCAACAACAUCACUGCUGAUGAUGCUGGAUUCUACAUUUGUAGAGCUGGUCCAGGAAUCUCCUCUGAUGGUUUAGUCUAUCUGAAUGUUUUAACCAUCUCUCCAUCUCCUACCGAUGCUGAUCCAGCAAAGGAAGAUUUCACUUUACUCUGUUCUUUGAGCAGCAGAAGAUUCACCUGCCAGUUUGUUGAAGGAAACAAAGUGAAGAUAGAAGCUCACUAUGGAUCUGAAGGCCCCCCCGCCUCGUCUCCUCUGAGCUUCAUCAUGUUGACUCUGAAGAUCACAGGACUGAUCCUGAUGGUUGGAAUCACUGUUGGUAUCAUCAGAACCAGAGGAAGAAAAAAGCCUCAGAAAGACGUUAAUGUUCGUUUUGCUGUUGAUGACGACUCAGUGAAUUAUGAAAAUGUUGGAGAACGUUCUGCUGCCGCCGCUCUCCACUGAGCUUCAUCACAUCAGUUACAGUUCAUAGAAAAACUGUGUUAUAUAAAAUUUGUUUCAGUAUGCAUGUGUAUCUUUUUACUUGUUAAAUUUGCUAAUAAAGGAGAUAAACAGUU
This is a messenger RNA of Gambusia affinis (western mosquitofish), 1961 nucleotides long. RefSeq lists its product as uncharacterized. Gene Ontology annotation, cellular component: external side of plasma membrane; membrane raft. Gene Ontology annotation, biological process: T cell activation; interleukin-15-mediated signaling pathway; positive regulation of ERK1 and ERK2 cascade. The record is from RefSeq and is a predicted model, not a curated record. NCBI's taxonomy places the organism in Eukaryota, Metazoa, Chordata, Actinopteri, Cyprinodontiformes, Poeciliidae. Gene Ontology annotation, molecular function: protein tyrosine kinase binding; MHC class II protein binding. The transcript has 11 exons. Bases 13 to 1848 code for a protein of 611 amino acids.